GAAAUCAUAUGAUCGGUUUAAAAAUUAUUUGGCAAGACGUACAUUAUACAAAGAACAUCUAUGUAUAGAAAAAUAUGGUAAUGAAUUGAUGAACACGCAAAUAACAUUAGAAAAUAAGGUAUUACAUGGUGGCCAUCCAGUAAAGUCGAAAUCGUGUGAAAUCAUAACAGUUAUUACAUAAGAAUAAAUAAAAAUAUUAAAAUAUACUUUGACAAUCAACGAUAGGUGAUAUCUUUUUUAUUGAACAUGAGAACUAUCAUCUAAAACACCGGGCAAAGGACGACGGUGCAAAAUCCUUGAUAUUCGCGAGCCCAAUGCAAGAAUAUGGAAGCGGUGUUUCCAGCAAGUCAGGGGAGUAUCGGGACAACGCAGAUGGGGGGCGGGAGAGAGGCUCGUCCCAUCAAACCGAGGGCUUCCCUUCCUCCCACCCGUAUACCGUGAUGCAGCAGAAAAACUAUGGGUGUUCCAGCAAAGAUCUUUCUGAUCCAAACAUCGCGACUUAUUGUCGUGUUGCGACUGGUAUCUACGAGGCCACCGCAUCGAGCCAGCAGUAUCAGAAUCCGAGAUACAACAAUCCAUCGGUGCCAUCUUUCAGUUCACCGCCGAAUUCACCUCUAGUUGGCCUCGUCUUUGAUCCAUCUUCGCCCAACUACAGCGGUUCUGGUAUGAUCGGAGAUAGAAGCGGUAAUUCUGAUAGACGUUCCCAGAGCUCCUGGUCUAUAUCCAAUCAAGAGCCGAUUGGAACUGGGGCGAAGAAGAAAAUGAUAAAAGGCCACGAGAAGCGCAAUGCUUAUAGCGCUGAUCCGAGAUAUCACGACAGAUGCAGGGAUAAUGAUAACGAAAGGCAACGAAAGGACAGAAACCUCACUUCGGAAUCCACUUCAAGUCUAGAUUUUUACGUUGAAGGUGAGAGAAUGGUUUCAGAACUUUGUAACAUAACUGAUUCGAGAAAUGAACAGACAAAUGCUCAAAAGCAAAGCCAAAAAUCAAAUAAUCACGAUGAGGAUAAAAACAAGCCGUCACCCUCGUCGGAGGCACUGCUAACAGCGCUGGAUAAAAUAGUAAUACACGAUCAAAUACCUAAUCAAAUAGUUCAACUCGCCAUCGAGGCGUGCACUGACGCUGAGAAUAUAGCAAUAGCACACCACAACAGACCUUGCUUUAAAAAUAUUCACUCGAUUUGUGCUAAAACAAGAUCCAAUGUGCAGAAAUCUGACAGUGCUGUGGCUAAUCUACAUUCUCAGGGCAUUCCGUGGGUAAUAAAGAAUUUUAUAUUUUCUUUUGUAAGAAUUUUAGAUGGUUGGAAAGGUGUAAAAGAGUUGCUUAGCGAAAAACAUGACACCUUUUCUAGAAUUGAGAAUAAAUAUUAUAGCCCAAACAUAAGGGAAUGUUUUGUACAAUGGCAGGCUGUUACAAAAGAAAUGUUGACGCAUAUUUACAAAACAUUUAAGUGUCUCGAUCACGGCUUUACCAUGGAACAGAAAAGUUUCACACAUAAUUACUACGCAACGAACUCUGCAGCCCCGCGUCAUCAAAAUCAGAAUAAGUUUCCGCCUCCGAAAGCUCAAGUAAGUACUCCUAGGCCAGUGAAUGCAUCUCCACAGCCGUUUAAUGCUGUUCAACCUCCCUGGGUACAGAAUCAAACUCAACCCACUUGCCAGCAGUACAAUGACGGUCCAUGGCCAGCAAGAUCUGCAGUUACUUAUAAGAAGUUCCCAGUUGUACCACCGCCAACUAAUUUCUACCCUUUGAGCGAUCAGAGUGAUAUAGAUGUAUACCAAAAAACGCAAUAUAAAUGUGAUCCAGCCAGCGUGAGGGAAGCGAAACCUCGUCAAUCCUGGACUAUAACCAAUGCUUCAGAUUUUCGUGCGCUUGAAGGCUUAUGUCAGGACCAACGCGAGUUGUAUACACAGCUGAAGCAUAAGAUGGACGCUGAGUUGGGUAAAGCACCUGGGCAGCCUUUAGUGUCGAGUUUAUCAUGUGAUCUACUGCAGCGUAGAGACAUGGAACUGAAAGCCAAAAUGAUACCGUUGAGCCAUGUCGAAAAAACAUUGAUACCCAGCAUGGCUACGGCUGCAGACAUAAGAGGUUGUUACAUUCAGAAAAACAACAGUUGUGGCGACACUAAGGAAGAGGCUGAUUUUUUUGCGGCGUGGGGUCAGAUGGUCCAAAAAGAACCUAACGAUUUUAUAACUCAUCACACUCACAACGUUCAAAUACCAUCAAAUGUUGUGACGUUAGCUAAUAACAUUUCUGGCCCCGUGCAAUUUAUUGAUCCUGAUAAUGAUGAGUUUCACGAAAUGACUAAAGUUUACAUGAAGCCUGGUAGUUACAAGGUGCCUAUAAAACCAGCGGAUCCCGGCGGUUCGUUCAUACAAGGCACAUCUCCCGAUGUAAUCUACGAGAAUUCUAUAGCAGAGGAUAUUGGGGCUCUUAAAAUAAAAGUUCAAUUUCCAACGGUUACUUUAGCACCACAACCUAAAUAUAAUAUAGAAUCUUGGCCGUGCUUAAUGACCAGGCGUUCUGAAGACAUAUAUUCUGAAGAACAAAAACUGUUAUCCAGACACGGCAUCCCAUGUUUAGAGAUGAGAUCGUCCGAUCCACUUGAUUUACUCAGUUCUAUGACAUCGGAUAAAGCUUGGGAGGCAGCCAAACAAUCAGCUCCUAAAUUAAUGGAUUUCAUCCAUGAAGGUUCUAAGUCAGACACUGCUCGGUUAUACGACGCCUUAGGCCUUUGUGCAGCUGAUGAAUUUCCAGAUGAAUUAAAACAGUGUAAAACUCGUUUGGAUCACAGCGAAUCUUGGUCACCUUGCCUUUCAUCUAGUUUUAUGGCUAAAGAUAUAAACAGUUUGUGGAAUCAACAAGCAAUGAAAAACGAUCACGUAACUAAAAAUCCAGAACAAUCAAUGUUCAUAGAAGACACAAAUAAGAACAUUGAUUCAGAAACUAAAGGAAUAGAUACUGAUGAUCAAGCAGACAUAGUUGUUAACAAACAAGAGGAAUUGAAAGAGAAUCCGCGGUGUCCAAGCUUUGAUCAAAGUGGCAAUUAUGUGAGAGAUGAUUCUCAGAAGAAAUCUAGUAAACCCAAGGUUACAGUUUCGGGGAUGUGGUAUCAUCCUAAAAAGAAGAAACCUUUACCAUCCAUUACAGUUAAGAAAUUCGAAAAUAUAUUGACAAGUUUGGCCCAAAUCAAUGAAGCUGUUUUUAUACAACAUGACAUGGAUAUAAAAGUGGCGCCGAGAUUUUACGAAGUGGUAAAGUAUCCAAUGUGCUUACACGACAUAGCGACUAAACUGAAGAAUUCAUCCUACACGGAAUAUGAUCAAGUUGUACAGGACUUUAGACGUAUUUUCAAUAACGUACGACUUUAUCUGAAGAGUUAUCCGGAUCAGGUCAUGAAGAAGAAUAUUAAUAAAAUUUCCAAUGAGUUCGAAAAAAUGUUAAAUGAAGAAUUCCAGACAAAAUGGGAAUCCAAACAGAAGUCGGUGGACGAUUCGCAUGAUACCCACAAAAAGAAAGGCGACGUAGAUUGUGAUUCACACAAAAAUGAGGCAAAGCACGACGACUGUAACAAAAAACCUGACCCAAAAAACGCAGUAGAUGAUAAAAAGUAAAAUAGUUUGUCUCGUCAAAGAAUCAGUUAGUGAAUGUCGUUCAAAUUUUUGGAGUAUUAUUUUAUUUGUUUAAUCGUUUUUUUUACAUUUUUAUUUCUGUCAUCGUCACGGUGUUAGUUUGAAAUCAUUUACAUUCAAGUGUUGGAUAUCCUCGACGAGUGUUAGCAUCACAGAGAUGAUGGUUGUCUAGUCAUACUGAUGAUUAUUUUUAAUUAAAAUGUCAGUGUUGUCAUCGGAACUUAUAAUACGUAAGGAUUAUUGAGUAAUUUGUAAGCGCUUGCCAAUUUUUUAAUGGACUUUAUUUACCCUCCAAAUGGAGAUAUCUUGAAUUGUUUCUCUUACCCUGUCUUCUUUCAUUAGUUUGUAAUUUUUCGUAUGUUUCGCUUUACUUUAUUAUUCUUCCAUUGUUGUUGUGUUCCGUGUUGAUUUUGUGUGCAGAAAAACAAAUUUAUGUUUUGAUGCGAACGUUAGAGGAUUUCGUUUCUUGUUCAGACGUGUACUAUUACUAUAAAUGAACCGCAGUUUACGGUUUUACAGUUUGCUUGUGGAUCUCUAAUGAAAGGGAAUAAAUUUUGAUUCAUUAAGUCAUUUGAGCACUUCAUAAUCCUGUAUUGAUUUUCAAAGUGCCAAAAAUGUAUAAAACAGUCUAGAUGUACUUAACAAACAAUUCUCCAAAGUCGGAUAAUUUUUGGUACCAAAAUACCAAUUAUAAUAUAGGUUCUUUUUAUAUCUCUAUCUGUGAUGUAUGUUUAGGUAAAAGUUAAUUAAUUGAAUCAUUUUUCACACUUGAUUAGUUGUAACGAUUUCAAUGAAAUGUAAAUAUGAACAUUAAACGUGUAAAAAAAUUAUUUAACAAGUUCAACUUGGUUGUCGAUAUAAAUAACUAAUUAUUCCUAAAAUGCACCGUGCUGUGCAAGGGGGCUAUAUUAUUGUAUGCUUUUGAUUUUAUAUACGAAAUAUGUUGUUUUCAAAUUUAAAGCCUUUUAUGACAUAAGGUAGCAUUUCUACAUACGUUUGGUUAUUCAUUCAACAAUAAUUUAAGGGAUGUUUCUUGUGUAUUCUAGAUUAUUCUAUAAAAAAUGUAGUACCACAUAAAAAGACAAAAUGAACUAUUAUUAUUUAAAAAUCAGCAAUACAAUUUGCACUGAAAGUAAAUAAAUAUUUUUAACGUUCCUUUGACAUUUCACAUUAGUAUUACUGUUUUUUUUAGAAAAGUAACAUUUUUGAUUGUUUUUACCUGCCAUAGAGUUAAGCGGUUAACGACGUCAGUUUGAUUGUGCUUUUGUCUUUGGUUGUUCCAAAUUCAAAAUUGAGACAUUAAAGGCGUUGGAGUUAAUUUUAAGUAUUCGUUAAGUUGUGAUUUUAUUAUUUAACUUAUUUACUUAAAAUUAUGGCAAGGAACUCCUAUGAGAAUAAAUGGAUUGUUUUGUA
Molecule: messenger RNA, 5045 nt
Organism: Manduca sexta (tobacco hornworm)
Lineage: Eukaryota; Metazoa; Arthropoda; Insecta; Lepidoptera; Sphingidae
Gene: mtsh
Exons: 6
Coding region: 315-3614 (1099 amino acids)
Molecular function (GO): protein binding
Source: RefSeq, a predicted model, not a curated record